Molecule: messenger RNA, 2974 nt
Organism: Coffea eugenioides
Lineage: Eukaryota; Viridiplantae; Streptophyta; Magnoliopsida; Gentianales; Rubiaceae
Product: 5'-3' exoribonuclease 4-like
Exons: 23
Coding region: 242-2617 (791 amino acids)
Biological process (GO): nuclear-transcribed mRNA catabolic process
Cellular component (GO): nucleus
Molecular function (GO): RNA binding; 5'-3' RNA exonuclease activity
Source: RefSeq, a predicted model, not a curated record
UCAUCUAUCAGAGAAGGAGCAGGGACGAAAACCGGCCCCAGAAACUUUCUGAGAAUCUUGAAAACCCUAAAUCCCGGAAAUUUAAAAGGAAAAAAAAAGAAGUAAAAUCCCCCAGCAGUUACGCUGCCUACUCUCCUCCGCCUUUUUCAGCAGUCAGUAGACGGCAAGUCAAGUCGGUUCGGGAGGGAGUAGUGACUGAGGGACUAAGUGAGGUUGGGAGCAUAUAACAGUGAAGUAGACUAUGGGAAUACCGGCAUUCUAUCGGUGGCUAGCAGAACGAUACCCGCGCUCAGUUGUCGACGUUCCAAUUGAUACCACCGCUCCAAACCCUAACGGCCUCGAGUUCGAUAACCUCUAUCUGGACAUGAAUGGAAUCAUCCAUCCCUGCUUUCAUCCCGAUGGAUUGCCUGCUCCGGAGACUUAUGACCAAGUAUUUAAGGCGGUAUUCAAGUACAUUGACAGAUUAUUCUCCAUGAUUAGGCCGCGCAAACUUUUUUACAUGGCAAUUGAUGGUGUGGCACCGCGUGCCAAGAUGAAUCAACAGCGGGCAAGACGGUUCAGAGCUGCUAAAGAUGCGGCAGAUGAAGCAUCUAAAACAGAGACAUUGAAAGGGGUCCAUGUGCCAGAAGGAGAGGAUUUUGGAAAUAAAAAGCUGGAUUCUAAUAUAAUUACUCCUGGAACUGAAUUCAUGCAACUCUUGUCAUCUGCACUUCGAUAUUAUGUACACUUGAAGAUGAACUCCGUCUCCGGUUGGCGAGGAAUCAAGGUUAUUCUGUCUGAUGCUAGUGUGCCUGGUGAAGGGGAACACAAGAUUAUGUCUUACAUCCGUUUGCAAAGAAAUUUGCCAGGAUUUGAUCCAAAUACACGACAUUGUUUGUAUGGAUUGGAUGCAGACCUGAUAAUGCUUGCAUUGGCUGCACAUGAAAUCCAUUUUUCUAUUUUGAGAGAGGAUGUCCGCAAAGCUCUGCCUAAGGACAAAAACCAAAGACAAGAAAUGGUGAAGCCAAUGCAAGGGGAAGGAUAUCUUAGGGAUUUUGAAGCCUUUAUAUCAAGACAAAGAUUUCAGUUUCUCCACAUUUGGGUACUCAGGGACUACUUAGCACAUGAGUUGCAAAUACCGGAUGCAACAGUGAAAGUUGACCUGGACCGACUCAUAGAUGAUUUUGUAUUCAUGUGUCUGUUUGUUGGUAAUGAUUUUUUACCACAUGUGCCAUCGCUGGAAAUAUCAGAGGGGGCAAUUGAUUUGCUCAUGUUGGUGUACAAGAAAGAGUUCACUCAAAUGGGUGGUUAUCUUACUAAUUCUUGUGAGGUUGAUUUGGAGCGGGUGGAGCAUUUUGUAAAAGCAGUUGGAGCACAUGAGAAUGCCAUAUUCAGGAAACGUGCACAGGCACAAAAAGCAUGGGAUAUAAACUUGAAACGUUGUUCAGUUAAAUCUAGAGCCAUGGAAGUUCAGAGUACAACAGACCAUUUUUGUACCGAAACCAGAUUUGCAGUUGACAAGGUCAAAUUAGGAGAAGAGGGAUGGAAGGAAAGAUAUUAUAUUGAAAAAUUUGAGGUUCAAAAUGAUGAAGAGUAUGGAAAAAUACAAAGGCAUGCGGUCUUCAAAUAUGUCGAAGGAAUUUCUUGGGUCAUGCAUUAUUACUACCAAGGAGUUUGCUCUUGGCAAUGGUUUUAUCCUUAUCACUAUGCUCCAUUUGCAUCAGAUUUCCAUGGUCUUCACCAGCUCGAAAUAAAGUUCAAUCUUGGUAAACCGUUUAAGCCUUUUGAUCAGUUAAUGGCAGUUCUCCCUGCUGCAAGUGCGCAGGCACUCCCAUUCUUUUACAGAAAGUUAAUGACAGAUCCAUCAUCUCCUAUUUUGGACUUCUACCCAAGGGAUUUUGAACUUGACAUUAACGGAAAAAGACAUGCUUGGCAGGCGGUGUGUAAAUUACCAUUCAUCAACGAGUUAUGCCUUCUCGCAGAGAUUGAAAAAGCUGAACAUACUUUGACAGAUGAAGAAAAACGAAGAAACAGUUUGGGUCUUGAUCUACUAUUUGUUCACACAUCGCAUCCUUUGGCUGCUAAGAUCUUUUCCUUCUGCAAGCGCAACAAAUAUAACCCAAAAUUGCCCAAGGCUAAAGUGAAAAGAAAAAUUAACCCCGAAUUCAGUGACGGAAUGAAUGGAUACACGUACAUCUCUGAUACGCCUAUACAACCUGUAGCCAUCUAUUCACCACUUGACAACACGGAGCUGAUAACAAAUAAUGAAGUCGUGUCUGUCUUCUACAAACCCCCAUCAUUUCAUCCUCACAUAGCAAAAAUCCCUAAAGGAGUGAUAAGGCUUGGGAAGUCUGUGAGCGAGCAUGAUAUCCAGCCUCCUCCUAUCCUGUGGCAUGAGAAGACAUCAAUUGUUCGACACAGGUUUUCUCAAAGGUGCAUUCCCCCAAGGGCGGUCUCAGGGCCUUGCCUUGCGAAGAUGGCUCGUCAGCUUGUAUCACAGAACUGUGUAACAAAGCUGCAUGAUGCGGAUGGAGACCAUGGUAAAGUCAGCAAGGCCAAACGGAAUUGGUCUCAUGACAAAAUGAAGAACCGGAAGAUAAAGAAUGGAGGUAAAAGGAGAAAAGUCAAUAAAGCCUAGUGCUGCAGCUAUACUUGAAGCCUAGAGUCAGCUUAGAGUCUCAAGAAGGGGCCUGUUAUCCUAAUUUUUUACAAGAGCUCAGAUCUGCCAGAAUGGGCUUUGAGCUUUGGGAUGGGUUGGCCAGAAAGGAGCAUUUAUUGGACUGAGUUCAAAAAUGGAUUACUCUCGUGGGUGGGAUUGUUGUAUCAUGUCGUCAGUAUCGAGUAUUUCCUCCUUUCUAACGUGUGAGGGAUGCAGCUCCAUCUUCUUGUUCUUCUUCGGUAAUUUGAAUUUCUCCUUUUUCUGCAUAUGCUGUUAGUAAAGAUUAGUUCAGCAAAGGCUUUAGUUGGGGUGUAAGCCAGUCCCUGAUGCUACUCA